AGAGGCAGCAGCCCCCACCGUCCUCUCUGCCGGCGUCAGCGACGUGAAGGGCCGGCCGCCACUGUGCUUAAAAUGCGAGCAGCCAGCCGUGUCCUCCCUCCACCGCCGCCUCACUGACUCGCCUCCUCGUCGAAGCCCAGUGAUGUCCUCGUCCCCACCGCCCCCGGCAGCGGGGGCGCAAGCGGAGGUGCAGUCGGCGUGGGCUCGGGCGCUCCGCAAGCUGCUCCCCGCGGGCGCGCCGCUCCCCGACGAGGACCAACUCGACUACUCCUUCUCCGUCGACCUCCCCGCAGCCCCCGUAGUCCCCGGCCCGCCGUCGACGCCCUCCGCCGACGUACUGCCUCCCGUCCCCCUCCCGCGCCACCGCCGCCACAUCUCCCGCCUCCUCCGCCUCGGCCCUCCCCCUGCACCGCGCGCGCUACCCUCGCCGCCCUCCUCCCCCGACUGCGCCUCCACCCCCACUCCAACCUCCUUCAACUCCUCGCCCCCGCUCGCUCCCGAUUCCCCUCCUCCUGCUCCACUCCCGACCCGCGGCGGCGGCAGCCGGCGGGCGUGCGCGAGGUGCGGCAAGGGUGGCCGCGUCGGGGUGGGAAUGGGGAUCCUUGGGAACCGGGAGGAGUGCCUGUCCUGCGGCGCGCGGUAUUGCGCAGCCUGCGUCCUCCGCGCCAUGGGGUCCAUGCCGGAGGGCCGCAAGUGCGUCGCCUGCAUCGGCGCGCCCGUGGCCGACCCGCGGCGCCGGGCGCGGCUUGGGAAGGGGUACCGGCUCCUGGCGCGGCUGCUGGGGCCAGCGGAGUUGGAGCAGGUCAUGCGCGCUGAGCGAGGGUGCGCGGCCAACCAGGUGCGGCCGGACGAGGUGGUCGUCAACGGGCGCGGCCUCUCGCAGGGCGAGCUGGAUCUGCUGCUCGGGUGCGCCCUGUCGCCGGACCGCCUCGCGCCGGGGCGGUACUGGUAUGACAAGGACUCGGGCCUGUGGGGGAAGGAAGGUGAGAGGCCUGAUAGUAUUGUUAGUUCAAAGUUAAGUGUUGGAGGGAAGCUGCGAGCAGAUGCUAGCAAUGGCACUACACAGGUGUUUGUAAAUGGGAGGGAGAUAACAAAAGCAGAACACAGGAUGCUUAAGCUGGCCAGUGUACAGUGCCCACGAAAUACUCAUUUCUGGUUAUAUGAUGAUGGUUCCUACGAAGAGGAGGGGCAGAACAUGAUAAAAGGCAACAUUUGGCAAAAGGCCUCGACUCGUCUUAUUGCUAACAUUUUUUCGCUGCCAAUCCCUCCUGGAUAUUCUCAUGGUUUGAAAGAAGAUGCUACUGUGGACUCAAGUAGAUCUGUUCCAGAUUACCUAGAGCAGAAAAGAAUUCAGAAACUUUUACUGGUUGGACUAGAUGGCUCUGGAUCAAGCACAAUCUUUAAGCAGGCAAAGUUUUUGUAUGGAAGAAAGUUUUCUCCAGGAGAAAUACUUGAUUUGAAGCUCAUGAUACAAAGUAAUGUUUACAAAUAUCUCUGCACACUGCUUGAAUGGCGAGAAUGCUUUGAGGAUGAAGCUCUGAAAGAAGACACAGAGCUUUGCACUAGUGAUCAGAAGGCUGUUGGUGAACCAGAGGUAGUGCAGACCAAGGCAUCUUUGUAUUCACUAAAUCAAAGAUUGACACAGUUUGCUGACUGGCUGCUGGAGAUUGUUGCACUGGGUGAUCUGGAUGCCUUCUUUCCUGCUGCAACCCGAGAAUAUGCACCAAUUGUUGAAGAGGUUUGGAAGGAUCCUGCUAUUCAAGCAACAUACAGAAGGAAUAUCGACUUGCAUUUUCUUCCAGCUGUUGCCAGCUAUUUUCUAGAUAGGGUUGUUGAAAUAUCUAGCAACGAAUAUGAACCAACAGAGACAGAUAUCUUGAACGCAGAGGGUAUGAACCAAUGGAAUAGCCUCUCUUUGCUUGAUUUCUCACUUGAUGACCAAUGCCCAUUCUCUGACUCCUACAUAGACAAACCUCAUGAUCCAUCCAUGCAAACUAAGUAUCAGUUAAUCCGCAUAAAUUCCAAAGUACUAAAUGGGGGCUUCAAGUGUCUGGAAAUGCUGGAGGAGGUACGGGCCAUCAUCUUCUGCAUCUCACUCGCGGAUUACGAUCAGAUGUGGGUGCAAAGCUCAGGAGAGCCCUGCAACAAGAUGAUCGCCAGCAGAAACUUCUUUGAGGACGUGAUUAGCCACCCUUCCUUUGAGUACACUCCCUGCGUGCUUCUCCUGAAUAAGUACGAUGCAUUUGAGGCCAAAAUCAACUGCGUACCCCUAACGGUAUGUGACUGGUUUGCGGACUUCAGCCCUGUGAAGCCACACCACACCCACCAGUCACUGGCCAGCCAUGCCUACUACUACAUCGCGUUGAAAUUCAAGGACCUGUACUCCUCCAUCAGCGACCGAAAGCUCUUUGUGUUCCAGACGAAAGCCCUGGAGCGGAAAACCAUCGACGACGCGUUCAGGUACAUCAGGGAGGUCCUGAGAUGGGACGAUGUUAAGAACAGCGAUGCCUUUGGCAGCAUUGACGAGUCGUUUUGUAGCAUGGACAUGGGCUCGUCGUCAUAGUUCACUUUGUUGAGAAGGAAGUUGUCAGCUACUAUUGAUGCAGAUUCUUAUGAAUUAUGCGGAUGAUCAUGCAGUAGUAAAUUGCUUCAUUUCUUCCUUUUUAUUGCGUGAAUCGAAUCUCUAACUCCAGUAUAUAUGAGAUGCUGUUCCAUUUAUUAGAGAUUUUCUGUAAGGCAAAGUACAUAAAAAUGAAUGCUGUCUGCCUCAA
Messenger RNA from Phragmites australis (common reed), 2771 nucleotides. Its product is annotated as extra-large guanine nucleotide-binding protein 3-like. The record is from RefSeq and is a predicted model, not a curated record. The coding region runs from base 143 to 2563 and encodes 806 amino acids. Gene Ontology annotation, cellular component: heterotrimeric G-protein complex. The transcript has 8 exons. NCBI's taxonomy places the organism in Eukaryota, Viridiplantae, Streptophyta, Magnoliopsida, Poales, Poaceae. Gene Ontology annotation, molecular function: G-protein beta/gamma-subunit complex binding; GTPase activity; G protein-coupled receptor binding. Gene Ontology annotation, biological process: adenylate cyclase-modulating G protein-coupled receptor signaling pathway.